AAGUGCGCAUCUAUUCUGCACAUUAGCGCACUGGCUUGUCAACAGUAAGCUAGUCAGCGCGAAUCUUGGCCAAAAAUGAUUUCCUCCAAGCUCGUGUUGCUUCAUACUCCGCUAACAGGGUGUCGGUUAGUUUUCGAGAGAUGCCGGUUAGUUAGCUGAGUAAAGAAGCUCCGUGUCAUCUUCAGGUGCAUCUCAAACUGCCUUCGGCGUGAGAAGAAAAUGACCCAGCUUAGCGUCCGUCACUGGACGCCUAAACACGUAGCCAGGUGGCUAAAGGAAGAAGGCUUCUGCGACUACGUGGACCUGCUGUGCAACAAGCACCGGCUGGAUGGCACCAGCCUGCUUGCCCUCAGCGAGUACGACCUGCGCUCACCGCCUCUGGAGCUCAAGGUGCUGGGCGACAUCAAGAGGCUGAUGAUGUCCAUCCGCAAGCUGCAGAAGCAGAACAUGGACGUGCUGGAAGAGUUGGGCGUCCCCUUCGACGGCCUCUCUCCGUCGAGCUCUGGGAGCAACUUGGAAUGGUUGUGCAACGGAGACCCCGGCAGAGACUGCGACAGCACCAACACGGCUCCGGUGGGGGAGGAGUAUCAGCAGUACACCAACGGGAAGUACAAGCAGCAGAUAAGGCGGCUGGAUCCCGAAUACUGGAAGACGGUGCUCAGCUCCGUCUACGUGGUGUUUGUGUUCGGGUUCACGUCCUUCGUCAUGGUCAUAGUCCACGAAAGGGUGCCUGACAUGCGCACCUACCCGCCACUGCCUGACAUUUUCCUCGACAGCGUGCCAAGGAUACCAUGGGCCUUUGCUAUGGCUGAGGCAUGUGGGGUGAUUCUCUGUAACAUCUGGCUGCUGGUUUUGCUGCUGCAUAAACACAGGUCCAUCCUUUUGCGACGCUUGUGUAGCCUGAUGGGGACAGUUUUUAUGCUGCGGUGUGUAACCAUGUUUGUCACCUCCCUGUCUGUGCCUGGGCAGCAUCUGCAGUGCACAGGAAAGAUGUAUGGCGACAUGUGGGCCAAACUGCAGCGGGCCGUGGCCAUCUGGAGUGGUUUUGGGAUGACCCUGACCGGUGUGCAAACAUGUGGGGACUACAUGUUCAGCGGCCAUACUGUUGUCCUCACAAUGCUCAACUUCUUUGUCACUGAGUACACUCCACGAAGCUGGAACUUCAUUCACACCUUGUCUUGGGUCCUCAACCUCUUUGGGAUCUUCUUCAUCCUGGCUGCCCACGAACACUACUCCAUUGACGUGUUCAUCGCCUUCUAUAUCACUACCAGACUCUUCCUGUACUACCACACUCUGGCCAACACCCGGGCGUACCAGCAGAGUCGGCGAGCCCGCAUCUGGUUCCCUAUGUUCUCCUUCUUCGAGUGCAACGUCAACGGGCCCGUCCCCAACGAGUACUGCUGGCCCUUCUCCAGACCUGCCAUGAUGAAGCGGCUGAUUGGAUAACAAACUGCGGCGCACCUGGGUUUUUUAGUCUCGUUUUGUGAAGUUGCCAACUGUGACAUCCUCGACAAAGACGCCCGAUGUGAUGCUCAGAGCCAAACCUUCUGUUAGUUUUGGAGUCCACCUCUAACUUGCUUUGUCAUAUCAACAAUUUCUAGGUGGAUUAGGCAAAGUACACUGCAAGCUCAAUCAUGUUGUUUAAAAGAACACAGUGGAGUUACAGCAAGAGGGAAAUCUUUUCAUUCUCAUGCAGGAUUGCAUAUUUUGUAGCUUCUGACACAAGUCAUGCUGUUAGUUGACAUUUGUGAUCUUUAGGCAUGGAAACUGUCAACAUCUGUAUUUCCUGAGGUCAUAUUCUUUUCACUGUUUAACAAGGUCUAAUUUAUUAAGAAAUGUCAUUAUCAGCCAAAUCCUUGGGAAGAAAACUUUUCUGCUGUCUCUAAAAUAUGUCUUAAGUAUUUCCUUGCCAAUUAAGAGAUUUCACUCCAUCAAAAUGUUUUCAGAUUUCUUGUGUAUCGGUGAUGAAAGAAAUCUCCAUGCACUAUAAAAUUACAAGACUAAGACCAAUUUUUGUGCGCUUUCUGAUAUUAUUCUUUUGACUUUAAUCAGUACCAAACUAACCCCUUUUACUGUAUGUGUAUAUUUAUUUUUUAAACGUCAAUAGAUAUUUUUAUACUUACCCUCCACCAUUGCAGAAUCAUGUACAUUGAAGGAAAUGUUUACAGUUAUGUUGAAUUGUAUGUUUGAAAUACAGUGUGUUAAGUGUAGACUUUGAUUUGUGCUCUUUCAUUGAGAGAAUGUUGUCGUUGCAGAUUAUCUGAAACAUGACGUAUUGAACAAUCCAAAAUAUUCUUUCAUUAGAAAGGUUGAUGUAUUCAGCGCCUCAUCGCUUAUUUUGUUCAGUCAUUUCUUUCAUUAAAGAACUGGAAAACAA
Molecule: messenger RNA, 2377 nt
Organism: Xiphophorus maculatus (southern platyfish)
Lineage: Eukaryota; Metazoa; Chordata; Actinopteri; Cyprinodontiformes; Poeciliidae
Gene: samd8a
Product: sterile alpha motif domain containing 8
Exons: 6
Coding region: 220-1446 (408 amino acids)
Biological process (GO): ceramide biosynthetic process
Cellular component (GO): Golgi membrane; endoplasmic reticulum membrane
Molecular function (GO): protein binding; ceramide cholinephosphotransferase activity; sphingomyelin synthase activity
Source: RefSeq, a predicted model, not a curated record